Molecule: messenger RNA, 4075 nt
Organism: Oryzias latipes (Japanese medaka)
Lineage: Eukaryota; Metazoa; Chordata; Actinopteri; Beloniformes; Adrianichthyidae
Product: low density lipoprotein receptor adapter protein 1
Source: RefSeq, a predicted model, not a curated record
UUUGGAAUCUGCGCAGCGGGCUCGCCAGGCGCUUGCUCGCCCUCACUGCGCACGCAGCGCCGGGGACAGAGGAGACCGGGAGCCGCUGCGGGACCUUAGAUCAGCGCUGUCUGUGACCCUUUUAGUCACUGAAGGAUCCGCCUCUGCAGAUUUUCGCUCCGUGCGCCGUGGAGGCUGAGGGGAGUCCACCUGCUGGCGGACGCGCGGUCACGCCUCGUGAUGGACGCCCUCAAAUCUGCUGGAAGAGCCAUCAUCAAGAGCCCUGGCGUCCCACGGCACACGUGGGGGACUUCCAAGCACGAAAAAUUGCCAGAGAACUGGACAGACACGAAGGAGACCUUGCUGGAGGGGAUGGUGUUCAAUGUGAAGUACCUGGGCAUGACUCUAGUUGGCCAGCCCAAAGGAGAGGACAUGGCCUCGGCUGCCAUCCGGAGAAUCGUUGCCACGGCCAGAGCCAGUACUAAGAAAUUUCGGAAAGUGACACUGACUGUGUCACCGAAAGGGAUAAUCAUUACCGACACAGAGACCACAGACCUUAUAGAGGACGUCUCCAUAUACAGAAUCUCAUACUGCACAGCUGAUAAAACUCAGGAUAAGGUCUUUGCUUAUGUCUCACAGAGUCAGUUCAAUGAAACUCUAGAGUGCCAUGCAUUCCUCUGCCAAAAAAGAAAAAUUGCUCAGGCUGUCACCUUAACGGUAGCUCAGGCUUUUAAAGUUGCUCUAGACCUUUGGGAGAUCGCUCAGGAAAGUAAGAAAUCUCGGACCUGCUGUUCCUGCACAGCAUCUGAAGGGCAGAUGGAGACAGAAACUCGACAUGUUCCUUCAGCCGGUCACCCACACCUGCCAUCGCCUGCACAUCAAGCAGCACACAACCCCAUCGGAAUGGAGGAAAAGCUCCGGAGGCCCUUCUUCUCUGCUUUGCUCAGCUCCCCGUCACCUCGCAGUAACCCCUCGCGGAGACGACCAAUCAAACUGGACUCCUGGGAUGUGGACGACGGACUCGAAGACGCGUUCUCCAGCAACAUGGAAGUGGAGGAGACAGACUCUGACUGGCCGAGUCCCACUCCGAACCCCUCCCUCGCGAUGCAGCUCUGAUUCUUCAGGAGGCUCCACAAAGACUAAGAAGCACAGACUUGCAACCAACAUGCAGCAUAAAAAAAACUACAUACAAAGCAUUUCCAAGCUCUCAAGGCAAGCAGAGAUAAAAAGGUUAAUCCAAACCUUUUGCGAUGUAAAUUCUGAUAUUACAAAGGUUUUUUUUUAAUGAAUUGCUGCUUGUCAAAUACACUCCAAAUACAGUCAGGUGUUCACAAACUGCAGGAGAAACUACUAUACACAGGGUAACACAACAUAACUCACUUUAUUGUACCACAGGAUGAAUUUGAAUAAGUCUUUUUUUUUAGUUUCUGACAAGUUUUUACUUGUGGAUUGUACAUGUAGCUUGCGAUAAAUGCUUCAGAAAAACCUGUACACAGUUUUUUGAAAAUGUGUAGUUUAGUUUGUUUGGUUACUUAUACAUCAAAUGCUAAAUUUGGGUAAACAAAAGCUCAUUUUUUGUUUUUUUAAUUUCAGUUGCAUGCAGAGACCAUUCCUUGUAGUUUGUAAAAAAAACUGCUUGUAUACUGUAGAACAGGAGGAAUAAAGGUGCCUACUGCAGAAACGUAUUUUAAAAUCAUCUUUUGAUCCAUUUUUAAAACAUUCCCAAUGGUCUUUUGAUUAUGAUUAUAGCCAAAAUAAAAAAGGACAUAGUUUCUGCAGAGCGGAAACUGUGUCUUUCACCUCUGGGUUGUGGGUGGUACAGCUGGUGUGGUGUGGGCCAGUCCACACGGCCCAUCAUUCCUUUGUUUACACUCUCUCCCGCUAUCUUACAGCCCCUCACACGCCCAAUAUUAGUGGUGCAAUAAAAAUGGAGAUCAAUAUUGGUGCUAUCCCAGCCGUACAGUUUUGAUCCAGAUACCAGCUCAGACGAGAAAAACAAAGAUGUACAUGGAUCUAUUUGUCUAUAAAUGGAUGCAUCGGAAUGGAACGGAGCAGGGAGCUCGUGACCUUCCGAUUGUAGAAGGUCAACUCCAAGCUUUUUCAAAAGGCAUUUUUUCGUCUGCUCCUGAUUCACAAUGAUUUAGAUAAAGAAAACGCAAUUAAGAGCUUACUUCUCUUUCUAUAUGUCCUCCAUCAUCAGAAAAAUGCUACAAGAAAACAAAGAACCCGAAAAAUCAUUUCAAAUUACUUUAGGUGAAGGAAAAAUGACAUAAUUUUUGUAAUAUUAGAAGUUAUGCAUGCACAAAGCAAUCACCUGGAAUCCACUAUAAUACCAAAUUCUGCCUAUCAUUGACUUUUGAAAAGAAAAAAUACAAAACCAGAAAAAAAGAAACAAACAGUAGUAAAUCAUAUUUUUCUGUAAGUGGUUUUAGCCCUUUCUUUUGCACUUAAACUUCUCCACUUCAGGUGCGAUUGCACAAAAAGAUUGUUUUAGUGCACUAAAAUGAUGUUGAUUCUUGUACAUGUACGAGAAUCAAUGUAAGGGAUGAGGGGAGCUGUAUAUUACUUUUAAUUUUUGUUGAAACACAAUUUCUUAUUAUGAUUGUUUUUGUAUAUACAGUAUGUACUGUUUGUGUGGAUAAUGUAUUUUGUGUAAUCGAGAUUGCUUUUUUUAUUCUUUAAGCAUCAGCGUAGGGUAGAAAAUUUGCACAGAUUUUACUAUUGAUUUUUUUUUUUACAGUAAAUUAAAUCAACAUGCAUGCCAUUCGAAUUUCUAGUUAUUUAUUCUAGGGCUCUAAGUCACUUAUAAAUUAACUGCCUCUGUUUCACCAUCAUAACUCUGCAUCCCCUUUUUUCAAGCAUUUCCUACCGAGAGCAGAAACAAUUCCCCUUUUUUCUCAUACUUCCCUCAUGGUGUUUAUUUUUAUCCCUCUCUCAGAUAAUGCACAUUGUGAAGAGGGUACUACACUCUUUGGCUGAAGUGGUUAUUCUCUAUGUAUUUGUGUCAGUCUGACUUAAUUUCCAUGGGUUCUGAGGCUCUGUGUUGUCAUGACACCGGCUGCACAAUGAUUGGAUAGUUUAUCCGGUUACUCAUUGAAACCUAAUUGUAUAAUUUCAUUCGUAAGUGGCUGAAAUAUUGCUUUAAUUGUUUUCUGGGAGAAAGAUUUUUAUUUGUUUUUAUGUACGUUUGGAGGAUGGUGGUCAGUGAUGAUUGGAUUAUGACUUUCAGGGGCUGCAGCUGUUCCCUAAAGAGACUUUUGUUAACAACAUUAUUGAUUAGAUUGAUCCAUUGUUGAUAAGAUUGAUAUUUUUUAGCGUUUUACAACAGUCUUCAUAACGCAGGUCUAAACGUUUUUAAAAAUGUCAACUUUGGCAACCUUCUAAUGUUUCUUUUUGUGUUUUUUGUUGUCAUUUUAUUGGGUUUUUAAUUGGGAGAGAGAGAGAAAAUCUGCAGCCAAACUCCUUUGAAAGUUUGCAAUGAAAUGGGAAUUUCAUUGUUAGGUUUGUUAAAUGAAUCAUGUUUGAAAGUAGAUUAGUCCAGUGAGCUUCUGAAGGUUUUCUUUUGUUCAGCCUGUAUACAUCACCCCAUGGAUUUGUGUGGACAGAAUACAUGAAACAUAAGGUAUAAAUAGAUGUAAUUCUUUUUUUUUAGACUUUUCUGGGCACAAAUACAUAAGAUAACACAAUUAAAUUUAGAAUUUAAUAAAUAUAUAGUAAAGUAGGCCAAAAAUACAUGCAGGAUGUGAAUCGAACCUGGAAAGCUGAGUCAAGGCCCUGAAUAAUCACUGAAGUUUACAUUGGUUCACUUGAAGAAGGUGCUCAUGUUUAUCUAUGCAACUUAUGGAUUUCCAGAAAUGUUGAGAUUUUGUGAUGAUAUUUGUUGGUGAAGAAUUCCUAAUCAGUUGUUGUAAUCUUUUAAAAACAAUGUUGUAUUAUAAAGCUUUUUUGAUUUGCCACAUAUUUAACCAAAAUAAAAGACUUUUCAUAAAUACGGCAAUGCUUCUAUAGAUUUUAUUGGUAGUAAAGGAUGUUGGUAACACUAAAGUGUGUUUUACUUUCUGUUUGCAAACUGUUUUCAUUAAAUGGACAAGCAUUU